Molecule: messenger RNA, 1269 nt
Organism: Verruconis gallopava
Lineage: Eukaryota; Fungi; Ascomycota; Dothideomycetes; Venturiales; Sympoventuriaceae
Exons: 5
Coding region: 116-1033 (305 amino acids)
Biological process (GO): cytosolic ribosome assembly
Cellular component (GO): mitochondrial matrix
Source: RefSeq, a predicted model, not a curated record
CGUCUUUCUCGUCCAAAAAGUUCGGGACAACAACCUUGACCAGAAUUAUUUUCUUCUUCUCCCUUCGUUUCCAUCGCAACUCCCUGCCCUCCUCGUUCCAUCAAAUCGUAUCGCAAUGCUGUCGUUACGCACGUUUGCACGCUCUGCGCCUCGCUCCAUUGCCCGUUUGGCCACUGUCUCAAGAAGUCCUGCUGUGUUUGGCGGUGCUAUCAGAGCUGCGCCGUCUGUCGCCAGGUUCACUGCUCCAUUCUCAACAUCUUUUGUGAGAAGACAAGGCAAUGAAGAGCUCGUGGCGAAGUUGACCUCCGAGUACGAAAUUGAGACUAGCUCGAGAGAGGAGGACGCCGACUCCAGCGCAACCAUCAAGGAGUAUCUCGAGGACAGCCCAUUCAAGCUUAUUGACACUCCGGGCCAAGAAGAGGUCAUCCUGACACGCAAGUACAACGACGAAGAGAUCCGCGUAACCUUCUCUAUUGCAGACCUCGCCAAUGAAUCUCUCCAAGACAGUUAUGCCGAGUCCGACCAUGCCAUGUUCGACGAGGGCGCCGACCUAGACGGCAGUGCGAACUCCAAGGGUGCCAUCAACGCAGGGGGCAGCUCAGGCAACAUGCGCACCGCACCAGAAGACCGCAUUGCUCCCUCUGACGAAGAGGGCUACGAUGAGGAUCUUGAGCCGGCUCCAGCGUUCCCUGCCCGUGUCAAUGUGCGCGUGACCCGUGACGGCAAGCAGGGCGCCAUCAUGAUCGAGGCCACGGCGCAAGACGGUGAGAUAAUCAUUGACAACGUGUACUUCUUCAAGGAUGUCGCGCAGGCCGACCCUGAGAACGCAGAUGCCGAGUGGAAGAGGCGCUCUGUGUAUGCGGGACCGCCGUUCGGCAAUCUGGAUGAGGAGCUGCAGAUUCUGCUUGAGCGAUACCUUGACGAGAGGGGUAUUGAUGUCAGGAUGGCCAACUUCAUUCCUGAGUUCAUCGACUACAAGGAGCAGAAGGAGUACGUCAGGUGGUUGAACAACUUGAAGAACUUCUUCGAGUAGGCUCAACGUCAAAAUUCAGCGACAGAAUGCAAGCAUGUAAAGGGAGAGGUGGCGUUUCGUGGAAAAUGUCUUCAGAACGAAGAACUUGUAACAACAGAAACGGCGCGUUGCGCCACUCCAUUGGGAGUCAAAAUGGCUCUUGCGUGACUGGACAAGAGAGACCAAAAAAAAAGUAAUAUAUUUUCUCCCCACUGCAUUAUAUACACGCAUGAUUCUUGGGUAUCUUCUCGUCUAAA